UGGAAGCAGAAAGAGCAGAGGAGAGGAGCGGCUGGACAGAGAGCGGAGCGGGGAGAGAGCUGGAGCCGCGGUGGAAAAAACUAGGGACAGACAGCGAGUCCCGUAUGAUAGCGGAAGCUAUGAGCGCGUAUUUACGGAGCGUCUCCAUGCGAUGAAUAUUUUUUCACUUGGUUGCAAUUUUGGCUCCAGGGCGACUUGUUCUUGUUAAAGCGAGUCGGGGAGAAUAGUUUUGUCUCGGUUUGGAGGGGCAGACAGCUCGAUUGCUACACUUGAACGCUGAAAGCUGUACAUGUGGCGAGUUGUUUCAGAAAGCUGAUACAGAAUAAACCUGGCCGCGAGUUUGUUGUAAGCGCCGGAUUAAUUAAAGGGAGUCGGGGGAAACAAGCAGAAGGUGGGGCAGAAGAGUGAGAGCUGAGCGGGCUGAGCGCUUCCACUCUGUUCGCCCCCUUCUCAACUCAAUCCCUCACGGACAUUUUUUUUUUUAUUUUUUUGGGAGAAAGAAAGAAAAACACGAAGAUAUUUUCGCUGGAAUUUGGGGAGCGUUCACAAGCGCCUGUUAUUUCGGCUCACUGGGAGCUCGUGCACUCCAGAGUGUGAUAUUUCCCGCCGUGGACACAUUUCGGGCAGGAAAUUGUCCCGUCUGGUUUUUGGACCAUGGCCGACGACGACGUCCUCUUCGAAGACGUUUACGAGCUGUGCGAGGUCAUUGGGAAGGGGCCAUUUAGCGUGGUGAGGAGAUGCAUCAACAGAGAGACAGGCCAGCAGUUUGCAGUGAAGAUUGUAGACGUGGCCAAGUUCACCUCCAGCCCUGGCCUCAGCACAGAAGACCUGAAGAGGGAGGCCAGCAUCUGUCACAUGCUUAAACACCCCCAUAUUGUGGAGUUGCUGGAAACCUACAGCUCAGAUGGAAUGCUCUAUAUGGUCUUUGAGUUUAUGGAUGGAGCUGACCUCUGCUUUGAGAUAGUGAAACGAGCAGAUGCUGGGUUUGUCUACAGUGAAGCUGUAGCCAGUCAUUACAUGAGACAGAUCCUUGAAGCACUGCGGUACUGCCAUGACAACAACAUUAUUCAUCGAGAUGUAAAGCCUCACUGUGUAUUACUGGCAUCGAAGGAGAACUCUGCCCCUGUGAAGCUGGGUGGCUUUGGUGUUGCUAUACAGCUUGGAGAAUCAGGAUUAGUGGCUGGAGGCCGAGUGGGUACCCCUCACUUCAUGGCUCCUGAGGUGGUGAAGAGAGAGCCGUAUGGAAAGCCGGUGGAUGUGUGGGGCUGUGGAGUCAUCCUGUUCAUCCUGCUCAGCGGCUGCCUGCCCUUCUAUGGCACGAAAGAGCGCCUGUUUGAGGCCAUUAUCAAAGGCAAAUACAAGAUGAACCCUCGGCAGUGGACUCACAUCUCAGAGAGUGCUAAAGACUUGGUACGACGCAUGCUGAUGCUGGAUCCUGCUGAGAGGAUCACCGUGUACGAGGCCCUUAAUCACCCAUGGCUCAAGGAGAGAGACCGCUACGCCUACAAAAUCCACUUGCCUGAGACUGUGGAACAGCUGAGGAAGUUCAACGCACGGAGAAAGCUCAAGGGUGCUGUUUUAGCAGCAGUCUCCAGUCACAAGUUCAGCUCGUUUUAUGGCGACCCACCUGAGGAGCUGCCAGACUUCUCUGAAGAUCCCACUUCAUCUGGCCUUCCACAAGGACUGCUAGCAGCAGAAAGGGCUGUAUCGCAGGUACUGGAUAGCCUAGAGGAGAUCCAUGCACUAACAGAUUGCAGUGAAAAAGACCUGGACUUUCUGCACAGUGUCUUCCAGGACCAGCAUCUCCACACACUGCUUGAUCUCUACGACAAGAUAAACACCAAGUCCUCCCCACAGAUCAGGAAUGCUCCAAGUGAUGCUGUUCAGAGAGCCAAAGAGGUACUAGAAGAGAUUUCCUGCUAUCCAGAUAAUACAGAUGUUAAAGAGCUGAGGAGAAUCCUAACCCAGCCCCAUUUUAUGGCCUUACUGCAGACUCAUGAUGUGGUAGCUCAUGAAGUGUACAGUGAUGAAGCACUGAGGGUCACACCCCCUCCAACCUCACCAUAUUUGAACGGAGACUCACCGGAGAGCACUAACGGGGACAUGGACCUGGAAAACGUCACUCGGGUACGCCUGGUGCAGUUCCAGAAGAACACAGAUGAGCCCAUGGGUAUCACACUGAAGAUGAACGACCUGAACCACUGCAUCGUGGCCAGAAUAAUGCAUGGUGGCAUGAUUCAUAGACAAGGAACUUUGCAUGUUGGAGAUGAGAUCCGGGAGAUCAACAGCAUCAGUGUAGCUAAUCAGACAGUGGAGCAGCUCCAGAAAAUGCUUAGGGAAAUGAGAGGCAGCAUCACCUUUAAGAUUGUUCCAAGCUACCGGAUGCAGCAAUCGUCUUGUGAGAAAGAGUCCCCUACCACCUCCAGACAGUCCCCUGCUAAUGGCCAUUCCAGCGUUAACAGUUCUAUCUUGGACCUGCCAUCAACCAUCCAGCCAAAAGCACGCCAGAUCUAUGUGCGGGCACAGUUUGAGUAUGACCCAGCCAAAGAUGAGCUCAUUCCUUGCAAAGAAGCAGGCAUUCGGUUCAGAGUGGGAGACAUCAUCCAGAUCAUCAACAAGGAUGACCAUAACUGGUGGCAGGGCAGACUGGAGAACACAAAGAAUGGUACAGCUGGGCUCAUUCCAUCCCCAGAGCUACAAGAGUGGCGGGUGGCCUGCAUAGCAAUGGAGAAAACAAAGCAGGAGCAGCAAGCCAGCUGUACUUGGUUUGGCAAGAAAAAGAAGCAGUACAAAGACAAGUAUCUAGCGAAGCACAGUGCAGUGUUUGAUCAACUAGACCUCGUCACUUAUGAAGAAGUUGUGAAGUUGCCAGCUUUCAAAAGGAAAACACUAGUUUUAUUAGGAGCUCACGGUGUUGGCAGAAGACACAUCAAGAACACACUCAUCACUAAACACCCCGACAGAUUUGCUUACCCCAUUCCACACACAACCAGACCUCCGAAAAAGGAUGAGGAGAAUGGCAAGAACUAUUACUUUGUAUCGCAUGACCAAAUGAUGCAGGACAUCGCCAAUAAUGAUUACCUGGAGUACGGCAGCCAUGAGGACGCCAUGUACGGAACACGGCUGGAGACGAUACGCAAAAUCCACGAGCAGGGCCUCAUAUCUAUACUUGAUGUAGAGCCACAGGCACUGAAGGUCUUGCGGACGGCAGAGUUCGCCCCUUAUGUGGUUUUCAUCGCUGCACCGACCAUCACUCCGGGAAUGAAUGAGGAUGAAUCACUACUGCGACUGCAGAAGGAGUCAGAGAUCCUCCAGAAGACCUACGCACACUACUUUGACCAGACCAUCAUCAACAACGAGAUCGACGAGACGAUCCGGCACCUGGAGGAGGCUAUAGACCUGGUGUGCACUACAGCACAAUGGGUUCCUGUGUCCUGGGUCUACUAGAACCACCAUUAACUCCACCUUAAUGCCCCAGACUCUCUGCGAUGCAUCUUUGCAACAACAACAACAAAAAAAAAGAUUAAAAUAAAUGCAUACAUAAAUAAAUAAUUAAGAAGGAAAGAAAAAAACCACCACUUUUCCCUGGAGAAAGGAUCCACCUCUGAUUUGUCUGUACAUGACCUGCAGGCAAAUCCAAUCUCAGCCCUCCAGACUACAUAGAUGUAGUGUUGUAUAAAACAAAAAAUAAUGCAGUUGUGAAUAUUGACAUGUCCUUAUUGAUGAGAUGCAGCAUUUUGUAGAGUUUUGAUUUCAAAAGACAGUAUCUUUAAACGUCCUAAGUUUUACUUUCUUCUCAGACAGAGGAACAGCAGACAUGUUGCAGCAGUGCGUCAAGACGUUUUUUUCAUUCAGAGCCUAUAUUUCCAUCAGCCUUUACAAAACAUCCCUCAUUGGAAGCCAUUAGUAUCCCUGUGUAUCACAAGCUGCUGUUUUAAGCACAACCAGAUACUGUUUCUCUAAACAAGUCCAUAGCUGAGAUCUGAGUUUUCAUGCAUGUGAACAUUCAGAGUCUUGCAUACUGUCAGUGUUAGCAGUGUAACACUACUGUUAUCCACAGCACACAACAUUCCAUAUGUCUGGAUGAAAUCAGACCAAGUGAAGACCAGUGGAGGAUGAAGAUGAAAAAAAAAAAGACCUAUGCACAUCUCCGGGCACAUCGGGACAUUUCUGACAAAUUCUUUUUAUCAACCAUGUAAGUGAGAUGUGUUAAUGUCUCAAUUUAAUUUUUGUGGAGAAAAAAAAAAAAUCCUAGAGAUACAAAAAAAAAAAGGAGUAAAACACAAAUCUAUAUUGGUUUGACCAUAACGGAAAUGUGUCAUUAGAGAGUAUUAAUGUUUUCAUGAAGCUGAAUCAAAAAGAGAAGCAGAUUUUUAUUCAGAGUAAUUGUUUCAAAGGUGCACACAUAGACACAUUUUGCAAAAUGAACUAAAAAUAUAUAAUAAUAAUAAUAAUAAUAAUCUGAAUGAUUCUGUAUCUGACAAACUGUUUACUUCAGAACUGCCCUGUGUAAAUUCCUCUGCUGAUGACUGAGCAGCUCUUCAGUAUGAACCAUUUUUUAAAUAUAUUUCCUUUUCUGUGGUGAAGUAGUCCAGUGUCGUCUGCUCUGUGUUACGCUCCUGGCUCUGCUCUCGCGUCUGGCUGCUCUGUGUGAGUUGGCAGAGAUGCUGUGGAUGGAAACAUUUCUCCAAUUUUUAGUGCCUCAGUGGCGCUUUUUUCCUGUAUUUUUCCUACAGCUGUACAUCCUGUCUGCCCAUCUGAGUGUGAAGACAAGUGUGAUAAAUGCCCAGGUGUGUGUGUGUGUGUAUAAAUGAGCGAGUCUGAACUACAUGUUAGACAAUCUGUCAAGAGUAGUGUGUGUGUAUGGGGUUACUAAAAGGCAAAUCACGUUGUUAUUGUGUGCAUUCACUCCCCCAGAGUGAAUGAAAGUAGAAGUGUCUGGACUGCUAGCUGCUGGUUUCAUGAAGCUGUGUGUCAUUUGGCAUGUGAGGAGCAGCAGCAGUGAAUAAACGUAAGUGCGGGCCACACAUGCUGUUAAAAGAACAUCAGAAAAAGAAACUAGAGAUGUUUCUUUGGAGACGAUUAAUCACAAGUCUCUCUGAACUAGAUCAUUUCUGAAGGCAGUUCGUUCUUUCUCACCCUGGCACACCCUCACAGGAAGACGCACUUUGACACAUGCUGAGUUCCUUCAGUAGGUAAACUUCUCAUCACAGCUGAGAGUACUGAAUCGUCUGCACAGGAGGUGCACACAGGAUUCUUCCUCAUUUAAUCAGCUGCUAAUUUACCACCUACAAUCUCUCAGCUCUCCGCAAUCAAACAGCAGCUCCCAACCCCGCAGGCUUAAGGUUAACGUGCAUCCUCCAAAACAUGUGAAACCAGCCGACUGCAUCUUAUCAAACUGCUGCUCAUUCUGCAUCACAGGGCACGUUGGAGAAAGCGUUGUCCAGCCUCUUCCACAUACCUGAUCUCACAGCCACACAUGACCUCACAGCUGGACUCUGGCCAGAUACCCGAUGCUUUUUUUGUUGACCCACAGAAUCCAGUCAUGACUAUAACUGGAACCUAACACAGCAGUUUUAGCUCUCCAAUCACACUCGCACUCGAAGAUAAAACAAAAGUGGUGCUACUGUCCAGAUACAAACCACACUAAAAUGUGAGACACUCCCGAUGUUCAGCUGUUUUAUAUGAAACGGCUAUUCUGCAUUUGGUUAGCUGAUUGUGUGAGUGCAUUCCCCUUUAAAUGUUUUUUGUUGUUGUUGUUUUCAAAAGUCUUUCAAUCAGAGCAAAGUUCAUGGUAUAAUAGCACUGCAGUGUGACCUGUGUCUCAAUCCAAAUCUGCAUUCCACAGCUAACACCACUGAAGCUGCAGAUUAACUCAAAUUCACAUUGCGGGUUUUAGAGCAAAAACACUUUUCUGGAGAGAGCGGUCAAAAUGGCACAAUAUUAGAACGCAUGUAUUGUAUUUUAACUGCUUAUCUUUUCUUCUUCUUUUUUUUGUUUGCUCAUUUACUUGAUUAUUUAGUAUGAUCAGAGCAUCACGAGGCAGUGAUGAAGUUGGGCUUGAAUACAGAGCAGCUUAGAGAGAGCCGAGUGUUGAGUGCAGCUAAGCCUUGCAUUAAAAAAAGACUAAUGCAUAAAUAUUAAAGCUAGAAAUAUCUAAAUUCACCCAGUUGACAGAAUUAGGAUUCAGCAUAUAAUGUUGCCUGCUAAACUAACUGACAGGAAGUGAGCUUAAUGAAAGACUACCUGCCCGUGUGGGUUAUAUAAAAAUGAUACAGCAGCAAAAAGUGACUCAUGUUCCAUUCAUAGUCUUCAACUGGAUGUCAUUAAUAAUAGUGUAGCUUGUGUAAAUAUAAUAAACAUCAGUGCUUAUGGAAAUGUUAUGGCUUGAAGGUUUUACACUAAGCAUUAUGUAUAGAUUUCCUAUAACAGUGUGAAUAAGUGGCUCCAGAAGAUUUCGAGUGGAUCGGACACUGUAUACCGAGUUCACACAAUUUUAAAAGAACUUGUUUAUACUAUGAUGUUUUUCAUUAUGAAAGUAGACAGCUGCCAGUCCUCGAGUCCAACUGUGUGCUGUCUUUAAAAUAAUAUCAGAUCUCCAAGAAAAAAUAAAAGUCUUCUCUACUCCUGUA
Messenger RNA from Hemibagrus wyckioides, 6632 nucleotides. It is a transcript of the gene caska, whose product is annotated as calcium/calmodulin-dependent serine protein kinase a. Gene Ontology annotation, molecular function: protein kinase activity; ATP binding; signaling receptor binding. The transcript is spliced from 27 exons. The record is from RefSeq and is a predicted model, not a curated record. Gene Ontology annotation, cellular component: basolateral plasma membrane; plasma membrane; cell-cell junction. Gene Ontology annotation, biological process: protein phosphorylation; regulation of neurotransmitter secretion. NCBI's taxonomy places the organism in Eukaryota, Metazoa, Chordata, Actinopteri, Siluriformes, Bagridae. Bases 655 to 3447 code for a protein of 930 amino acids.